This is a messenger RNA of Myotis myotis, 2138 nucleotides long. RefSeq names its product calcium voltage-gated channel auxiliary subunit gamma 2 (gene CACNG2). The record is from RefSeq and is a predicted model, not a curated record. Gene Ontology annotation, cellular component: postsynaptic density membrane; voltage-gated calcium channel complex; AMPA glutamate receptor complex. Gene Ontology annotation, molecular function: channel regulator activity; voltage-gated calcium channel activity. The coding region runs from base 1087 to 2058 and encodes 323 amino acids. The transcript is spliced from 4 exons. Lineage: Eukaryota; Metazoa; Chordata; Mammalia; Chiroptera; Vespertilionidae. Gene Ontology annotation, biological process: calcium ion transmembrane transport; neurotransmitter receptor transport, postsynaptic endosome to lysosome; postsynaptic neurotransmitter receptor diffusion trapping.
AGGAAAGGCGCUCCCCCCAGCUCUGCCCUGGCCUCGCUGCCCGCUGCCGGGAGGGGAGGGAGGACUCUGGCCCGCGCCCCCCUCCUGGCCGGCCGCCCUGCCUGCCCGGGCGCGCGCGGAGCGGGAGGCGCAGGGAGCUGUCCAGUUCAGCACCACCCGGUAAUGCAGUAGGUGGGAGCGCCUCCGCCGGGCCGGCGGGCAGGGAGUUGGGGGGGGGGCCGGCAGGCGGGCGGCCCAUCCUGCAGCAAGACGCCGGCUCCCUUGUUUCCAGGAGCUUUGCAGAUAGGGGGAGGGAAACCCGCCUCGAUUCUCCGGGAGAAACCCCUUCCCUCCCCCACUUCGCCAACACUACCCCGCCACCAACAACAAUAACCGCCGCCGCUGCUCGUCCUGCCGCCGCUGCGCCUGCCCGCCCUGCUGCUGCCGCCGCUGCCGCUGCCACUGCCGGGGCAAAACCAUGGAAGGCGAGACCCCCGCACCUGUUCAGCUGAGAUCAAGGGCUUACAGAAUACUGGGAAGUCUGGUCUGAAACGAAAGCGCCGAGACCCCCCAAGGAAGAGAACUGGCGAAGCAAAGGAUUUUCAUGGCGCAGGCCGCAGAGACGGAAGGUUGCAUCUCGGCUUUUACAAUCUCUAACUGUCUAGGUCCCGACCAUGAGAGAUUGUGUUGAGAAUGCGGCUGUUCCCUGGUUCACUGUGGAAGCCAUCUCCAAAUUAGCUAUCACAUAUGGAAACUGGAGACCAGAAUUUUAGGAAAAGAGCUUAAGGCAUCUCACUUGGGGGGGGUGGGGGGUGUCUUUUUAUUUUAUUUUUCCUUUUUUUAAAAAAAAAAAUCACUGCAACUGGAACAGUUUCUGAUCUCAAAAGGCAAGCCUCUCUUCCCGUGUGAUCUUUAUAAUUUAUACUCUUUUCCGUGAGCUUUCUUACUUCCCCUUUUUUAUAUCUCUCCAUAAUCUCUAUUCACACAUAUAUCCAUUAUAUUAGUAGUGGAAUUAUUUUUAUUUUAUUUUUUGCUUUAGUACUUGCACCCUCACACACACUCUCCCGAGAACCAGAAGUCGGUUGGGUGUUUAUAUAAUGAAGAAUUAUGGGGCUGUUUGAUCGAGGUGUUCAAAUGCUUUUAACCACCGUUGGUGCUUUCGCUGCCUUCAGUCUGAUGACCAUAGCUGUGGGAACCGACUAUUGGCUCUACUCCAGAGGGGUUUGCAAGAGCAAAAGUGUCAGUGAGAAUGAAACCAGCAAAAAGAACGAGGAAGUUAUGACCCAUUCUGGAUUAUGGAGAACCUGCUGCCUAGAAGGGAACUUCAAAGGUCUCUGCAAGCAAAUUGAUCACUUCCCAGAGGAUACAGAUUAUGAAGCUGACACAGCAGAAUAUUUCCUCCGGGCCGUGAGGGCCUCAAGCAUCUUCCCGAUCCUGAGUGUGAUUCUACUUUUCAUGGGUGGACUCUGCAUCGCAGCCAGCGAGUUCUACAAGACUCGACACAACAUCAUCCUGAGUGCUGGCAUCUUCUUCGUGUCUGCAGGUCUGAGUAACAUCAUUGGCAUCAUAGUGUACAUAUCUGCCAAUGCCGGAGACCCCUCCAAGAGCGACUCCAAAAAGAAUAGUUACUCGUAUGGCUGGUCCUUCUACUUCGGGGCCCUGUCCUUCAUCAUUGCCGAGAUGGUCGGUGUGCUGGCCGUGCACAUGUUUAUCGACCGGCACAAACAGCUGCGGGCCACGGCCCGCGCCACGGACUACCUCCAGGCCUCCGCCAUCACCCGCAUCCCCAGCUACCGCUACCGCUAUCAGCGCCGCAGCCGCUCCAGCUCCCGCUCCACCGAGCCCUCACACUCCAGGGACGCCUCCCCCGUGGGCCUCAAGGGCUUCAACACCUUGCCGUCCACGGAGAUCUCUAUGUACACCCUCAGCAGGGACCCCCUGAAGGCCACCACCACGCCCACCGCCACCUACAACUCCGACAGGGAUAACAGCUUCCUCCAAGUUCACAACUGUAUCCAGAAGGAAAACAAAGACUCUCUCCACUCGAACACAGCCAACCGCCGGACCACCCCCGUAUGAAGCCACGGGGCCCUCGCUAGCGCCUGCCCUGCCGGGUCCCAGGCAGAGCCCGAGAGUGGGGGCACGGCCCGGCCCGUGGA